AUGGGAGAAGGAGGUUCUUUUGAAAGAAGUAAUAGGCGACAAUUACAACGAGAUAUUGAAAACUGUGUUCAUAUCUUGCAAGAAGGUGUAGAUACAGAAGCAGCAGAGGCGAUAUCUGUCUUUAGCAAUAAAAGUACCUCCAAUGAAAAAUGGGCCGCAACAUUAGCUGGAACUUAUCAAAUCAAGACUGAUGAGGAAUUUCAAUCAUUUGAGUCUGAUAAGAAGGUGUAUAUAGAGAAGGUUGAUAAACUUCAGGAAGAAGUUGAAUAUUUUGAGAGGCUUUGUAAUGAAAUGGAAGAGUUAAGUGAAGAAUUGGCAGUGAAAACCAAAGUAGAACGUGGUAGAUGA
Maudiozyma barnettii is the source of this 348-nucleotide messenger RNA. RefSeq names its product Bli1p (gene BLI1). The coding region runs from base 1 to 348 and encodes 115 amino acids. The transcript has a single exon. NCBI's taxonomy places the organism in Eukaryota, Fungi, Ascomycota, Saccharomycetes, Saccharomycetales, Saccharomycetaceae. The record is from RefSeq and is a predicted model, not a curated record.